CUUCAACAUCAUGUUCAUUUGAGACUUUCCACGGUUGAUAAGAACAUGCGGGUCGUUGCCGCCGCCGCCGCCGCGGUGACUUCCAUGGUGACAGCUCUAGCGGUCAAGGAAGAGUACUUGAUCUUCGAGGAGGACUUUGACUCGACCUUCGACUUGUCCGUGUGGAAGCACGACAUCACGUUGGGUGGGAACGGCAACCGCGAGUUUGAAGUGUAUGUAAACAGCCGCAACAACUCGUACGUGAAGGACGGCAAGCUCCAUCUUCGUGCGACGUUGACGGACGAAGCAUACGGUCGCGAAACCAUCGAGAACGGAGUGAUGGAUCUAUGGGGAACUUCUCCGUAUAGUUCGUGCAGUUCGCCUCAGUUUGCAGGAUGUCGCAAGGAAGCGAACGGCCACGACAUUUUGCCGCCAGUGCAAAGCGCGCGGAUUCAAACUAUGGAGAGCUUUUCAUUCAAAUACGGGCGUGUUGAAGUGCGGACAAAGUUGCCACGGGGCGAUUGGCUUUGGCCUGGCAUUUGGAUGAUGGCGAAAGACAACCGAUACGGGCCAUGGCCAUCGUCGGGCGAGCUAGACAUCAUGGAGUCCCGAGGGAAUGGCCCCGACUACACGGACGACAAGGGCAACCCCAUUGGGAACAAUCGGUUUUCCGCGUGUUUUCACUUUGGCCCAGCGUGGAACAAGGACGGGUACCCCGUGGCCGUGAACGACACGCAAGCGCUGCCCGACCACCGCAGCUAUGGGGAUGAGUUUCACACGUUUGGGUUUUACUGGGACGAAGAUGACAUGUAUGCGUACGUGGACUCGCCCGAGAACGUUGUCACACGGGUCGCAGAAUAUGGGAAAAAAUCAUUUUGGGACAUUGGCCUCGAGUCGGGCGCGUGGAACGCCAGUGACUCGUUCAACAACUUCCAGGAAGGGCCAAUCAACGCGCCAUUUGAUCAGGAAAUGUACUUAAUCAUGAAUGUGGCCGUGGGCGGCACGUCCAUCGCCAAGGGGUUCCUCGAUUCAGGGUACUUCCCAGACGACCAAGGGGACAAACCUUGGCACACGAACGAUUCGUACCCAGCGGCCAACUUUUACCAUCAAAAAGAUAAGUGGUUUCCGUCGUGGACGACCAACCAAGAUGGGACAAACUCGGGCCGAGCCAGCGACUUCUCCGCCAUGCAAGUCGACAGCGUCAAAGUGUGGGGUAUCCGCGGACUCACGACAUUCACCAACUCGAAGAACGCUGUGCAUCGAUAUGACGACACAACGACCGCGACGACCACGAUUGACUGCUCGACGACAUGUCCCUAUGCAAACACUGUGGCCACAUGUUUCGACCGGUCGACGGCCUCGUGCUUUGCCACGUCAUCAGCCUGCUUUGCUGGCACCACGCCAUGUACUUUGCCUACGGAGCGCUUGGUGUUUUCCGACUCAUUUGACACGUUGGAUCUGGCCAAAUGGCAGCAUGAGAUCACCAUGACAGGUCACCGCACUUCGUUUAUGCACAUGUCAACGGCAGACCAAGCCAAUUCGUUUGUGGCCAAUGGCCAUCUCGUGCUAGCGCCGACGCUGAGUGCGCCCGUGGUUGGCUUUCUCGAUAAUAGCACGGUCGAUUUGUGGGGCACGUCGCCUGCGACACUGUGCACGUCGAAUUUUAACCACGGAUGCCUCCAGACAGGCACUGGGGCCAAUAUUUUGCCGCCUAUUAGAUCGGCUACGCUCCGCACCGAGAAGAGCUUUAGCUUUCGAUAUGGACGUGUUGAAGUACGCGCGAAAGUACCCACGGGCAAAUGGCUCCGCCCAGUGUUUCGACUUUUGCCCAAGUACGAUAGCUACGGCGAGUGGCCUCAAAGCGGCGAGGUUGUCCUAUUUGAAGGUCGAGAGGAUGGCCAAGCCGUGGAAAGCCGCGUGCAUUACGGUCCUUUCAACAUGUCGACGGGAUCGGCGCCGCAACUCACGCGAUUUAACCGGAUGAACAACCAAACCAACGACUCGGAUGACGGAUUUCACCUGUAUGGACUAUACUGGGACGAACAUGAGCUGUACAUGUACGUGGACUCGCGGGAGAACAUUGUAAGCCGCGUCCACGGGUACGGCACUUCGUCGCUGUGGCAGUCGCAGUGGGGACCUGCGAACGACACGUCGCCGUACCGCCAGCAGCGACUCCAGGCGCCGUUCGAUCAGCAUUUUUACCUGAGUGUGGGGCUUCGCGUGGGCGGCACAGACGGCUUCUUUCCAGAUCAUGUGGAUGGGAAACCGUGGAAUGAUUCGUCGAGCCGCCAUAAAGAAACAUUUGACAAGGCAUUGCCAGAGUGGGGACCAACGUGGAGUACGAAACCUGAUGCAUCUUGGUUUGAAAUCGAUCAAGUGUCAGUAUGGGCCACGUCGGCCGCCAGUAGCUGGACUUAUCACGGGUCAUUUGGCCAGGCGAGAGAAGUCGACGGGGAUAAGCUGCUCUUUUCCGACAGCUUUGCGACACUGGAUAUGCGACACUGGAAGCCCGAGAUCACGAUGAACACUGGCGGCGAGUUUCAAAUGUAUGUAAACCACCGCCAAGUCGGAUUUGUUCGCAACAAGACGCUGGUCCUGCGUCCGGCGCUAAGUGCCGAUAUUGUCGGCAACGCGUCGCUGUUUGAGGGGUACAUGGACAUGUGGGGCACGGACGUGCCGAGCAAAUGCACGGCGGCGGCGGCGUCCGGCUGCGGGCACGUGAGCUCUGCCGCCGAUAUGGCGCCGCCGAUCCAUUCCGCGUCGUUUCGAACAGCCGAAUCGUUUGCAUUUCAGUAUGGCCAUGUUCAGAUCAGUGCGACGAUGCCCCACGGCGCCGCCUACUUGAUCCCCCGACUGCGCCUUGUGCCAUUGACACGUGACCAAGGCUGGCUCGAUAUUGCCGUCGCCAAGACGGAGAAAACGUCAUCGCAGACGGUGGUUGCGACAGGGUUUUGCACCAACUCUACAGCCUGUGAUAUUGCGUAUCAUGACAUUAGUCCCAGAUCAACGCAUAUAUACGGCGUGAUUUGGAAUGCCACGGAUACUCUGGUAUAUAUUGACUCCCCUGCCCAAGUUGUGUGGCACCGCCCGACACCCCCCAGUAUGCACCAAGACAUGUUUGUGGUGGUGCAGAUGGGCGUCGGCGGCGUGAGUACGCUGCCUCACUACUCGUUUGAACACUCGAAGUCCCCGCCCUGGAACGCGUCGGCUCCGUACCCGCACACGCAAUUCUACCACGCUAAAAACCAAUGGUGGCCAUCUUGGGCUGAUCCCACUCACGACGACGGCCACACGGUAGGCGACCACGCCGCGUUGCACGUCCAUGGCGUGCAUGUAUGGUCUGUCCCAGGCACCAAAUGGCGGGCGCGGCGGCUGGUGGGCGAUCCGGACGUGGCGUCGGCGUUGGUUCAGGUCGAUCCGCCGCCGUCCCCCAAGCUCACGUCGGCGGUGGUCGCGUUUACAGCAGAGUACACGGGUUUGAACGCGGUUGCGUCUGAGCAUGCGCUGGUGGACAAGUUGAAAUCGUCCUUGUCGAGUUUAUUUCCGGGUUCACAUCAUGUGAUGUAUGGGGCGGUGGUGGUACAAAGCAAUAAGGUGGUGUCGGCUACCGUACAAUUUGAAGCCAAUGGCAACCCGCCAGCCCCCAACACAAUGUUUAAGCUCCACCAUACCCAGGCAUUGGUGCAGCAGCUGCAUUCGAUCCCCAAGAAGAAGGGCAUGAGCUGGCUAUGGGUAGGCGGCGGCGGCGCGGUGCUCGCGGGGGUGCUGCUGCUGCUCGUCGCGCCAUUGCGAGCCAAAGUGAUGCGCCGACGCGAGUACACGGCGAUCCCAGAACCCUAGGAAAAGGUUAACGAGAUGAAUAAUAAGGUUGGAAAACAACACUCAUUGUGAGAGAG
This is a messenger RNA of Aphanomyces astaci, 3875 nucleotides long. RefSeq lists its product as hypothetical. The transcript has 11 exons. Lineage: Eukaryota; Oomycota; Saprolegniomycetes; Saprolegniales; Verrucalvaceae. The record is from RefSeq and is a predicted model, not a curated record. Gene Ontology annotation, molecular function: hydrolase activity, hydrolyzing O-glycosyl compounds. Gene Ontology annotation, biological process: carbohydrate metabolic process. Bases 46 to 3819 code for a protein of 1257 amino acids.